CACGACCAAGUGUUCGCAACGGCAGGUUCAAGAAGAUUCAAGAUGUUGUUAUUAUUAAUAGCGUUCUUGAGUCUCGGACUACCAGCUUGUUUCGCAAGUUGUCCAAGCUACAUUUUCCUGCACCCUACUGAUCCCCACAAGUUCUACAAAUUCCAGCAGGGCUUUGGUUAUUUGAAGUUUGACUGUCCUGCCGGUUUGGUGUUUUCGCCACAAGACUGUGUCUGCGUAAGAGAUGCGUGUUCGGUGCUGAAGGACGGCUCCAUCUGGAGACCCACAGUGACCGACAAAAGCAGCAAGUUGACGUGUUACGCCCACUUCAAGUGCGCAUCAUCCAAGUCCACAUACGCAUUCUGUGCUAGCGGCAAUUCUUUUGAGCAGAAGUGGGGAUGCAUGAGCGAAAGUACCUGCACUUACUCAGGACAGCCCGAGUUUCACGAGACUGUUAAGAUUUUUCGCGGAGAUGGUGAAAAUGUUGGAUGUGGAAAAUGCGGCCAGAAUGCGAAAUGUAUUAACAACAAGUGUGUGUGUGAGGAUGGGUUCGAUGGUGACGGAUACACAUGCAAAGUUAAUGGAUGUAAAAGGUGUCACGCUGAUGCGACGUGUAUAAACAACAGGUGUGUCUGUAAUUAUGGAUUCAUUGGAGAUGGAACAAACUGUGGAGUUGAUGGAUGUAAAAGGUGUCACGCUGAUGCGACAUGUCAAAACAACAGGUGUGUCUGUAAUUAUGGAUUCACUGGAGAUGGAACAAACUGUCAAGUUGAUGGAUGUAAAAAGUGUCACGCUAAUGCGGUGUGUAAAGGCAACAGGUGUGUCUGUAAUUAUGGAUUCAUUGGAGAUGGAACAUACUGUCAAGCAAUGGCGAACAACAAGUGUGCUUAUAACGGCCACGUGUGUGAUUCAAAUGCCGAAUGUGUCAAAGAAGGAACAUCCUACAAAUGUAAAUGCAAAGGUGGCUUCAUUGGAAAUGGAUACAAAUGCAUUGAAAACCCAUGUAUCACAAAAAGUGAUGGGUACUCGUUCACCAUCCAUUACCUUACGAAAUGCUACGAAUACUACUACUGCCACAAAAGCAAGGCUUACUACUUCAGAUGUCCAAACGGUUACAGGUUUGAUGUGAAGAAUCACUGUGUACUUGACUACACAUGUAGACACUGAGAUAUAUAUUCAAUGCUGUGAGAUAUGAUCCAAGACAUUUCUUUUAUUAUUAAAAUUUGAAAACAUAUUCCAGUCAAUAAAUCUAUUUGAAAUUGAA
This is a messenger RNA of Gigantopelta aegis, 1252 nucleotides long. Its product is annotated as tenascin-like. The transcript is spliced from 12 exons. Bases 43 to 1155 code for a protein of 370 amino acids. The record is from RefSeq and is a predicted model, not a curated record. Lineage: Eukaryota; Metazoa; Mollusca; Gastropoda; Neomphalida; Peltospiridae. Gene Ontology annotation, molecular function: chitin binding. Gene Ontology annotation, cellular component: extracellular region.